UUUCUUUGUACUUUAUAUAUUUUGAUUUGGAAAAAAUAUAUUGUAUAAUAUAAAUAAUAUUAAAUAUGUCUGCAAAAAAUUAAAACAAUUUUCUUGUUUAAAAAAAUUCUAUAAAAUACCUAAAAAAUGAUACUUUGGAUUAGAAUACCCCCUUAAAUCUUCAAAUCUGAUAAUGUUGUAUUUUUUAGUCUAACAGUAUUAUAAACGUAAGUAGAUAAAUGUUUAUCUACUUAUGUGGUUCAAUAGCUAAUCGGUCAAUUUGGGUAAAAUCUGUUAGUGUAUAUACACUGGGGCAUUGCUGUCAGAGUUAUAAGAUAAAUACCUAAACGUCAAAUCGAAAUUCAAUGACAAGCUUAAAACGUAUAUGAUUAUCUACAGAAGACGAUAUGUCAACAGUAAUUUCUCUAUAAAAUUAAUUAUUAUAAACACCGACAAGUGACAGGAUCGGUGUUAUAAACAUGUCAUCGGCACAUUUAUCAACUGGUCGAUUAAAUGUGGGUAUUAUUCAAGAACAAGCUAGGAAACAACUACUUUGUUUACUCGAAAAAUGUGAUGGUACAAAGGCAAUUAUAUGGGAUCAAUCUCUCGAAGGACCAAUUGGUCUUGUUGCAAAAUAUAAUUUACUUGAGGAACAUGAUGUGGUUAAAAUGUAUCCAUUAUGUGGGGGAAAGUUGUCAAUACCAUCAAAUAUAACAAAUAUAAUAUUUAUUAGUCGACCUCAGCUGAACCUCAUGGAUUUAAUUGCUGAAAAUGUUCACGGUGAGGAAGGAAAAAGACCUCGCAAAGAAUUCCAUCUCUUUUUUGUACCUAGAAAAAGUCUACUUUGUCAGAAAAAGCUUCAGAAUCGUGGUGUCUUUGGUAGUUUUACGCUAAUAGAAGAAUUUAAAUGUGACUUGUUUCCUUUUGACAAUGAUCUCUUGUCUAUGGAACUUAGUGGAGCAUUUAAAGAAUUUCAUUUGGAAAAUGAUCCAACAUGUUUAUAUCAAGUAGCACAAGCCAUUCAUAGUUUACAAGGGAUAUAUGGAAAGAUUCCAAAAGUUACAGGCAGGGGACCUGCUGCGAGUAAAGUUUGGGAUCUGCUAGAGAGAUUAAAUCGAGAAGAAGAGGAUAGUAAAGUAAUAUCUCCUCAAUCAAGUGUUAUAGAACAUUUAUUAUUAUUCGAUCGAUCUGUAGAUUUACUAUCACCUUUGGUUACACAAUUGACAUACGAAGGAUUAAUAGAUGAAAUUUUUGGGAUAAAAUAUAAUACUGUUCAGUUGCCAGCAAGAAGAUUUCAUGAUUCAGAAGAUUCUCCAACAGCAAUGUCUCUUAACGAAAUGGAACAAAUUAUACUGAAUUCUGCAGAAGAGUUAUUUGCAGAGAUUAAGGAUAAAAAUUUCAAUGGUGUGGGACCAGUGCUAAGUAAAAAAGCUAAAAUUAUUUUAUCACAAUUCGAUGAAAAACAUGGAGAUAAAAGUGUACAAGAGAUAAAACAAUUUGUGGCACGACUGCCACAUAUGUUAGCUACCAAACAAUCAUUGGCAAAACAUACAACAAUAGCACAAAUGAUAAAGGAGGUAACAGAUUCAAGUAGUUUUUUAGAGUCACUGCAAGUUGAACAAGAGUUGUUAAACUGUAUUGAUACAGAUAAACCGAAUGCUUAUAUAGAAGAUUUAAUAGCACAACAACAACCACUUCUUAAAGUUUUACGACUUCUUUGUAUACAGUCUUUAACAAAUUCUGGACUUAAACAAAAAUUACUAGAUUAUUAUAAAAGGGAAAUAAUACAAACGUAUGGUUAUCAACAUUUACCAACUAUAUUGAAUUUAGAAAAAGCUGGCUUAUUGAAGCAACAACAAUCUACUCGUCAAUAUGCAGUUUUAAGGAAAGCAUUAAGACUUACAGUUGAAGAUGAAAGUGAAAUUGCACCAAAAGACAUCAGUUAUGUACAUUCUAUAUAUGCACCAUUAAGUAUUCGGUUGGCAGAACAUCUUGUACAACCAACUGGUUGGCAGGGCUUAAAUGAUGUGAUGGGUUUAUUACCAGGUCCUACUAUUAAUAGUGUUCCACUUAAUAUUGCUUCAUCUGGAAGAAGAAACUCUAUUACUAGUGAAGAUUCCAACUCUGAACCACCAAAGUUAGUAAUGGUUUUUUUUAUUGGAGGCUGUACAUUUGCAGAAAUUUCUGCUCUUAGAUUUUUGUCUCAACAGGAAGAUUUAAAUGUGGAAUUUGUUGUCUGUACAACAAAAAUAAUAAACGGGGAUACAUUUUUAACUUCAUUAAUAGAAAAUUUGGACAACACAUAAUUUAUUCUAUGUAAUAUUGUUCUAUUUGUUUAUAUUUAUAUUAUUUAUAAACCCAAAUACAGAGAAAAAU
Nomia melanderi (Alkali bee) is the source of this 2355-nucleotide messenger RNA. The record is from RefSeq and is a predicted model, not a curated record. NCBI's taxonomy places the organism in Eukaryota, Metazoa, Arthropoda, Insecta, Hymenoptera, Halictidae.